Panicum virgatum (switchgrass) is the source of this 1539-nucleotide messenger RNA. RefSeq names its product zinc finger CCCH domain-containing protein 13-like. Bases 99 to 1217 code for a protein of 372 amino acids. Gene Ontology annotation, molecular function: metal ion binding. The record is from RefSeq and is a predicted model, not a curated record. The transcript is spliced from 10 exons. Lineage: Eukaryota; Viridiplantae; Streptophyta; Magnoliopsida; Poales; Poaceae.
CCGGCGGCACUGCGCGCACCCCCAACAACAUUCUUUCCAUUUCCUCCUCGCCUUCGCGCUAGGGCUUUGCCUCCACCCCUCGAAACCCUACCCGCACCAUGCGCGAUCGAUCGGUCGAUCGCGAAUUCCUCAGCCGCGAGCGUGGGGAUCGGCCGCCGCCAGGGAUGCUGGGCCCUCCGCGGCGCGGGCCGGCGUACAAGACGAAGCUGUGCACGCUGUGGCAGCGCGGCGGCUGCUCCCGCGACCCGUGCAGCUUCGCGCACGGGCACGCCGAGCUCCGUCGGUUCCCCGGCUCCCGCACCUCGUUCCCGUCCCGCGCCGGGAGAAGAGACUAUAGAGGUGGUGACUUCAGAGACAGGUUUGAUAGAAGGCGCUCGCCUCAUAGGAGGCAUUCGCCUGACAGGGAUUCCAGGGGUCAUCGUCCCCUUCAGGACCGACGAGCAGGUUCUCAAGAAAGGGAAUCUAGCUAUUCGCGGUCCCCCAGCAGGAAGAGCGAAAGGAGGCAUGAGAAGAAGCCUGAUGAUGGUGAAACCAACUCAUCAAGGAGCUUUAGUAUCUCCGACAAAAAUGAUGAUAAAAAAAAGGAGGCACUCUUAGGCGCUGAUGAUAAAGAGGAUCAAGAAAUAAAGAUAAGACAAGAAAUGGAACUUCUGCAUGAGGAUAAAUCCCGCUUGGAGAUCAUUUUGGAUGAGAAAAAUGCUGAAGUGCACAAGAUUUCUAGCAGAGUAAAUGAUCUUGAACUGCAGAUAAGGAAGGAGAAGGAGGAAUGCCAUAGGAUGACCUCAAAAAUAAAGAAGUUCAUUAAAGCUCAUGCUCGCUUUUUGAAAGCACAGGAAGAAUUGAAAAGAUCACAAGCUCGUUUUGAGAGACUUGGUGAUUUGCUUGCUUCAGAUAUUCUGAAGCGUGGUGCAAAUGAAGAGGUUUCCAGUAUGAAUGUUGAUGAAGCUCCAAGUGGGCCUUCUGAAAGGAGCCCAAAUGCUGCUACAGCUAAGAAGAGAUCAAUCCCGUACUCAACAAGUGAAGAAGCAAAAGCCGUAAAGAGAAGGUCAGAUCGUGAUGCAGAAUUUGAUAAACCAAGCCAGGGAACUGAGCCAACAAAAGCCUUAUAUUUGAAGAAGAAAUUGUGGGAAGAUGAAAGGGAUAAAAUAGGCAAUGUUGUUUCCUCAGCCAACAUUGACAAGUAUGUGGGUGAUGAUGAGGAAGUCGACGUGGAUUAAGUGGAUGUCAGAGAUGGUAGAGGUGAUACUGGAAUGAUCUGUUAGCUCUUGCCCAUGUAAGUCAAAUGUAUUUGGUAUUGGGAAUUUACCUGAUAAAAAGAACAUCUUCUCUAGUGGCGACCCAUAGUGGAUGCAGUUUAAGCUGCCAGCUGGUUGUCAACAUGUUUCGUGGAUGUGACCCGAAAUAUCCUGUUACCUGUACCUAAUAUAUACUGUGGUAGCUAAUCUUGUCAAUGCCAUCGUGCUUGACGCUGUUUGGAUGUUUUCUGCUCAUGCUGUUAUAUUUACGGCACGUGAAUACUGAUGUUUUAUGAUCGUAUUA